This is a messenger RNA of Conger conger (European conger), 3256 nucleotides long. RefSeq names its product anosmin-1 (gene anos1). Gene Ontology annotation, molecular function: protein binding; peptidase inhibitor activity. The transcript is spliced from 14 exons. Gene Ontology annotation, biological process: neuron differentiation. Bases 45 to 2108 code for a protein of 687 amino acids. The record is from RefSeq and is a predicted model, not a curated record. Gene Ontology annotation, cellular component: extracellular region; cell surface. NCBI's taxonomy places the organism in Eukaryota, Metazoa, Chordata, Actinopteri, Anguilliformes, Congridae.
CAGUCUAGACCGAUCAGAGCGUGGAGAUAAAACACGAGUUAGCAAUGUUUCCGAGGAACCACAGCGUGUACCUGACCCUGUUUCUGUGGAUUACAGCCUCCGUGAGCUUCGGGAAUGCAGCCAUGAAGAAGCAGGACGAGUCCUUCUCCACGGGCAGCAUUUACCGAGCAAGAUGCGCUUCGAGGUGUCUCAGUCUUCACAUUACGCGCAUAUCUGCUUUCUUCAAGCAUUUUCAGAAUAACGGAUCAUUGGUGUGGUGCCAGAAUCAUAAGCAGUGCUCAAAGUGUCUGGAACCCUGCAAGGAAUCCUGGGACCUGAAGGAGAACCACUGCCAGGACUUGUGUGAGCCCCUGUUCCCUAAGAAGCACUAUGAGUGUCUGACGAGCUGUGAGUUCCUGCGGUCGGUGGAGAGCGUGAAGCAGGGCGACUGCCCCGCCCCGGAGAAGGCCAGCGGUUUCGCCGCCGCCUGUGUGGAGAGCUGUGAGGAGGAUGGAGAAUGUUCCACCGUCAAGAAGUGCUGCUCCAACGGCUGCGGCCACACCUGCCAGCUGCCCAAGAACCUGUACAAAGGAGCCCCUCUGAAGCCGCGGAAGGAGCUGGGCUUUACGGAGCUGCCGUCGGGCGUGCUGGAGAUCCGCUGGUCCUCCAAAUUCAACAUCUCCGUGGAGCCCGUCCUGUACGUGGUGCAGCGGAGGUGGAACUUCGGAAUCCACCCCAGCGAGGACGACGCCACGGACUGGCAGACCGUCGCACAGGCCACGGAGGAGCGCCUCCAGCUCGCGGACAUCCGGCCCAGUAGGUGGUACCAGUUCCGGGUUUCCGCCGUCAACGUGCACGGGACCCGCGGCUUCACGGCCCCCAGCAAGCACUUCCGCUCCUCAAAAGAUCCCUCUGCUCCCCCUGCUCCAUCCAGACUGAGGGUCACCAACAUGACGGUGGGCCCCGAGGGCCGGGUUCUGGCCCGGUUGAGCUGGACCCUGCCGGAGGAGCCGGACCUCCCCGUCCACCACUUCAAAGUGUUCUGGAGCUGGACCGUGGCCGACCGGACCGUGGUGCCGUCCAAGAAGAAGAGGAGGAAGACCACGAACGGGGCCCAGAAUUUUGUGGACCUGGAGGGGCUUCAGGCCAACAGCAGCUACACGGUGGAGCUGCAGGCAGUAACGUACUGGGGCCAGGUGCGUCUGAAGAGCGGGAAGUCAUCCCUGUACUUCACCACCAUACGGAUCAACGACACAAAAGCGUCGUCGAAGCAGAAGAAGGACGAGGCGCUGACCUCCCUCUCCAGCUCCGGCCCCGGGAAGCGGCCGGCGGGGCCCCUGGAGGUGGGGACCCCCUUUUACCAGGACAGCCUGCUCCAGGUCCGGAUCUACUGGAAGAAGCGCGGAGACUCUGUGGCCAGCCGUUACCAUGUGCAGUGGUCACCUGAGUUCUGCAGCCACAACGAGACCAGGGAACCGGAGAAGUCUGUCACCCAGGAAAACUACAUCAACCUCCCGGGCCUGCUGUUCUCCUGCAAGUACAAGGUGACCGUCCACACCAUGCGCUCCAAGGGCCGGUCCAAGGCAGAGAGCACCACCUUCCUCACCCCAGCCUGCUCCACCCUGAGGGCCAAGACCUUCAAGCACAUCCACUGCCCCGGGGAAGGAGGUGAGGCUGGUGUUGGAUCACAUUUACAGCAGAUCAGAGGAUCUACGCUGCAGAAAGUAUUGGCCAAGCCGGAGAACCUGACUGCGUCCUUCUCCACCCAUGAGGGAAACGUCACCGGCAGCUUCUUCUGGAGGGUGUCGAAGCCACACCCCCACCAGCGCGUCACGGGGUACCAGGUCACCUGGGCGGAGGUCACCACUGAGAGCCGUCAGAACAGCCUGCCCAAUAGCAUCAUCUCCCAGUCACAGAUACUGCCUCCGGACCAUAACCUGUUGGUGGUGUCCAACCUGCGUCCAGGGACGUUCUACAGGCUGGAAGUGCAGGUGAUAACGACGGGAGGAGAAGGGCCUGCCACCAUGAAGACCUUCCAGACCCCCACCCUGUCGCCAGCCCUGCAGCACCGGCCCAGGCUCAGACAGCACCACCAGCACCACCAGAAACCAUCGGCAGAGAAGCACUGAGACCCCACGCCAACCCGGACCGCAGCCGGUCACACAGGCGGGACCACUUCAGCGGUAGCGUAGGAAGCGUAAACUGGAAGCGACAAAAAAAAGAGGAAAAAAAAAGAGAAGAAAAGCCAGCAGACUGUGUAUUUACUCCAAUGGCAUGCUCCCUGGGACAGUCCGUGGGCCUCAGUGCUGGCUGAGACCUGCGUGAUCGUUCCCUCAUCACACCUUACCUUUCAAUCCAAAGCUUCCGGGACAACAACCAAACAGCGCCCCCACCUGGUCUGUGAAGAGAAGGGCAGUCUUCAGAAAAAUAAACAUCCCAAUUACCACGGCGUAAACCUUACACGAUAGAAAUAUUCCGUGAAACCUGAAGUGUCCCUGAUAGAAGCAAGGAAUGCUGCGUCGUUGCAAGCAAUUCUUUUCAUUUAGUAGAAAAAAAAUGUACCUUGCAAAAAAGACUCUUGAACAUAAUGGAAAAAAUGCCAUAAGAAUUGUAAAAUGCAAUCAUUAUAACUUGUCAUCUGUAUGGAGAAAGUAGUGUUGAAUUGUACUAUUUAUUGUACUGUACCAAGUAAUAAGAAAAGGCGCUUAAAUACAUAAUGUGGAUGGCUAAUGCAUUUAAUGAAUUUUAACAAAGGAACAUUUCAGAGUGUGACAUUGCAUGUAGACAGCCAUUUGAUUUUAACUGUAAAUGUUGCUUGCUUCAAACCGAAUGCUUUUCAUGGUUUUGCAUGACAAAACAUAGUGUUCUAUUCUAGGCAUGACGUACAUCUUUGUUACCUCUUUUGAAUAUGUUAGCAAGAUUCCACUAACAGAUUAACUGAGAACUCUAUGGGGAAUAAAUAUGUAUUGUUUAUUAAUAAAAUAACUUAGUUUGCAAAUGAUGGAAUUAUAUAUAUAUGCUUGAUUGGCUGUAGAUCUCUUUGUGAUGGUACAGUCAGUAAAUGUCUAUAUUUAUUUAUGGAUGUAUUACAGUAAAAAGUUUGAUUUGUGUGUUUGUGUGUUUGUUUUGUAGUCUAGUCCUUUUUUAAACUGACAGAACUCCUUGUAAAGACAUUUUGUAAAAAUGGAAUUGUAAAUAUAGUCUGUUAUGUUACCUAUUAUUUUUCCAUGGUAGAAAGUGUACAUACUGUUAAUUAAUAAAAGAAUCCUUAAACCUA